AUGGAAUCAGAAGCAAUAAAUGCUGAUGGCUUACUGCGUUCGAGAAUCGAAACACGACGACGAACACAGUCAUUCUCAGAUGAUUAUUCUGUUCAGAAGACGAAUGACGAUGCAACCGAAUGUAAAUACGCAGCACAACAAAUGGGUUAUUUUACCGAUAAUUUCGUGAGACGUUUUGUAAUUGCGAAAGAAACUAUUGGACAUCGUGACCCAGAAAUUCUACGUGGUUAUUGGGCAAGAGUUGUUGCGAUUAAAUCUAUUGUCGAUACAUUCUUAAUGCGUGUUGGUGUUUCUUGUCAAAUAAUAAAUCUUGGUGCGGGUUUUGAUACUCUUUAUUGGCGGUUGAAAAGUGAGGGGAAGCAAUUUAAAAAAUUCGUCGAUGUUGAUUUCAGUUCUGUUACUUCGAAGAAAAUUCGAAUGAUUAUGAAACCUGGCGAACCAAAUUUGUUGUCCUUCUUUUCAAAAAAACCUGAAGAAUCACAUCAUGAAGAUUUGCAUGCUGGAGAUUAUCAGCUACUUGGUGCAGAUCUGAGACAGUCAAAAGAGCUUAAGGAAAAAUUGGAAUCGGCUGGUCUAGAUUUUGAUAUCCCUACUAUUUUUAUAGCCGAAUGUGUUCUUGUAUAUAUGAGUGUCGAUAAGAGUCGGGAAUUGCUUUCUAAUAUUCCUAACUGGUUCAGAACUGCAGUAUUCAUUAAUUACGAACAAGUUUGUAUAUCUGAUUCCUUUGGUAGUAUAAUGCUUGCUAAUUUAUUACGACGAGGAAUUGUGCUUCCAGGAAUUCCUGAUUGCGAAAAUCUUGAAGCACAGUCACGACGGUGA
This is a messenger RNA of Dracunculus medinensis (Guinea worm), 819 nucleotides long. NCBI's taxonomy places the organism in Eukaryota, Metazoa, Nematoda, Chromadorea, Rhabditida, Dracunculidae. The record is from the annotation of a GenBank genome assembly.